UUGCGCAAAUAAACGAGAUUCCGCGUGCGAAUGAUGUAAAUGUGCCGGAUGAUCUCUUUUUUUAAAGCAUGGCAUUUGCAACGAGAAGCCUGCGGAUUUUGUGUAAAAUAUACAAUGGAAAUGCGGGAACGACGUAUUGCACUCUUCGACGUGUUAACAAUCGGAUACCGCUCGUUCAAAUAGCACAAAAUUAUCGUUAUACCACACAGACGACAGAUCGUCCAAAAGUUACCAGUAAUUUAACAAACAUACAAUCCUCUAUAAGCGAAGCUGACGUCUUGGAAACAGCUCACAAAAAACAGAAUGAAGAACAAACGCAGGAAGAAGAGGACAAGGCAAAUCUUGAAAGAUCGAAGAGAAUGAUGAACUACGGAUUUGCGGCUUUCGGUGUGUUCAUGGGUAUUGGUGUUGCUUAUUUAGUGUAUGAAUUAGGAAGACCUAACUAUGACGAGAAUGGGAAAGUCAUUGAGGAUGAAUUCUCCCAUUUGCCAUUCUUUGAGCAAAGAUUCAAGAGGGUGAAGAGAGAACUGAAUUAUUAUACAAGAUUAGUGCAAGAACCCAGCAGAGAAAAGUUAUUACCUGACCCACUCAAGUAUCCAUACAUUCAACCACCUUAUACUCUAGUCUUGGAACUGACAGACCUUCUGGUACACCCAGAUUGGACAUAUCAAACUGGAUGGAGAUUUAAAAAACGACCUGGAGUAGACAUGUUCUUGGAAGCAGUUGCACCACCACAGUUUGAAAUUGUGGUUUAUACAGCUGAACAAGGAAUGACGGUAUUUCCUAUUUUGGACGCACUUGAUCCAAAUGGUUACAUUAUGUACAGAUUAGUUAGAGAUGCUACACGUUUUGUGGAUGGACAUCAUGUUAAAGAUCUUGGGGCUCUUAAUCGUGAUCUUAGUAAAGUUAUUGUUAUCGACUGGAAUGAAGAUAGCGUGAAGUUGAAUCCGGAAAAUGCAUUUAAAAUCCCUCGGUGGAAGGGUAACGAUGAUGACACUACUAUGUACGAUUUAGCGGCAUUCCUAAAGACAAUAUUAUCAUCGAAUGUACAAGAUGUGCGAGACGUUCUGAAUUACUACAGACAAUUUGAUAAUCCGCUGGAAGUGUUUAAACAGAACGUUCAGAAAUUAAUGAUCGAGGAAGAACAAAAUAAAGCUCAGCAAGAAACCAAUCAAGUACUUACAUCGAGGUGGAAACCAUCUUUCUUACGGAAUCGCUAGUCAUAAAAUAAAACAUUUGAAAUUUGGAAUGUAAAUCUUUCUUGAAUACACUUUCGCAAAAAUAAUUUUACCUCGUGAAACAUUAAAUAUAAUCACACAUAAUAAUAAUAAGUAUAUUAAUAAGUAUAU
Messenger RNA from Pseudomyrmex gracilis, 1349 nucleotides. Its product is annotated as mitochondrial import inner membrane translocase subunit TIM50-C-like. Gene Ontology annotation, molecular function: phosphoprotein phosphatase activity. The record is from RefSeq and is a predicted model, not a curated record. The coding region runs from base 69 to 1220 and encodes 383 amino acids. NCBI's taxonomy places the organism in Eukaryota, Metazoa, Arthropoda, Insecta, Hymenoptera, Formicidae. The transcript has 8 exons.